Molecule: messenger RNA, 943 nt
Organism: Cicer arietinum (chickpea)
Lineage: Eukaryota; Viridiplantae; Streptophyta; Magnoliopsida; Fabales; Fabaceae
Source: RefSeq, a predicted model, not a curated record
ACUUCAAUUUCCUAGUCAAAAGAAAAAAGAAAACUUGAAUUUUAUUCACUCUGUCAAACACAUUCUCUCUCUUUUUUGGUGCCUCCUCAAUAUUUUCCUCAUAAACACUGGUAACAGUCACAUUUCCAGUUUCCACCCUCCCAACUACACAAAUCAUCUCGUAUUUUUCAUAAUUAUUAUAUUAAUCACUACCCAUAACCACAACCUAACCCAUUUCUCUCUAUCAGAAAUGCCCAGAAUACAAAGCUUUGUUUUUACCGGGUAUUUACCCCUUUUUCUUCUUCUGAUCCUUUCUCCGUCUUGCGGCGGCUCUAACGGCGAUGGCGCUCUGCAACAACAGCUGUGGUGUGUGGCCAAAAACAACGCGGAGGAUGCAGCUUUACAGACAGCAUUGGACUGGGCCUGUGGGGCCGGUGGAGCAAAUUGUGGCCCAAUCCAGAAUGGAGGACCUUGCUACGACGUUAACAGUGUUCAGAAUACGGCGUCGUAUGCUUUCAAUGAUUAUUUUCUCAAACAUGGCUUGACCGAUGAUAGCUGCAACUUCAACAAUAAUGCUGCUGUUACUUCCUUAAACCCUAGUUAUGGUAAUUGCAAGUUCCCAGCCGGUUUGACAGCGAGUAAUGGAAGUUUUACUGGUUCAACACCAUCGCCAUCUGAAGGAUUGGGACCCAGUGAAAAUGAAGUGAAAAUAGGCACCGAUUUGAUGAAGGAAUGGCAAGUGAAAAAGAAAAGCUUUCCUUGUUUUUGUUCGCGCUGCACAUGUUACACGUUUUAGGAAUAUAUCAAACUGUGUGUUACUAUCAAUGUAGAACAGAAAUGAUGAAUAUAUUGCAUCUCCUAUUGUAACUUUGCUGGCCUGUUUGAAAUUAAAGUAGACCAAUUUGAAGGAGAUUUCCACUAAAUUUAAUGAAACGAAACUCAUUCUUAGUUUUUUAUACAGUUA